Paramecium tetraurelia is the source of this 1412-nucleotide messenger RNA. RefSeq lists its product as uncharacterized. Lineage: Eukaryota; Ciliophora; Oligohymenophorea; Peniculida; Parameciidae. Gene Ontology annotation, cellular component: nucleus. Gene Ontology annotation, biological process: regulation of RNA splicing. Gene Ontology annotation, molecular function: mRNA binding. The transcript has 5 exons. The record is from RefSeq and is a predicted model, not a curated record.
AUGGCAUUAACCAAGGUCGUUCUUCUUUGUAUUCAAAAUAAGAAAUAAAUAACAAUUACUCAUGAUUAAAUCUAUAAACACUUCUCCUAAUAUGGCUAGAUCGAAAAAAUUUUGAUAUUUGAAAAAACUCAAAUUUGGAAAGUCUUUUUGGAAACCAAAAACAAAGAAACUGCAUAAAACUUAAUAAAGCAAUGCACUAACAAUAUUUUGAAUUAAGAUGCUUCCUUAAGAAUGUAAUUGUAUCCCAGCAACCUAGAGAAUCCCACCUUUUCUGAUAUGAAUUCUGCUGGCAAAGAUUAUUUUAAAUCCAAAGAGAAACGAGACUCUCUUAAUUCAACUGACGACGAAUAGACUUCAGUAGGCAGCCAAGGUGAAUAAUAUCCUAAUCUAAAUUCCACCAAAAAUUAUCCCCAAAAUAUUUAAUAAUCAAUCUAUUAAUACUAACAACAUUUACAACAAAGAUUAUACGAAUAAUAAGUACUCUAGAUGAGACUCCAAACCCAAAGUUUGGAUCUCCAAGUCCCUGAUUAUGUAAAUACUCUAGCCUCAGCAUAAUGGGUUGAAUAAUUUGUGUAAUUGGGAAAAUUACUUCAAACUUAAUAUCUACUUCAAUAUCAACUUAUUGAUGGCUAUAUUAAUUAUAUCAAAUAGGAAUCUGUUAAUGCUUUAUCAGAAAUUCAAAACUAACAACGACAACAAUAAUUAUAAUAAUAAUAAUAGUUGCAAACUCAAAUUAAUACUCUUAAUCAAAUCUACCAUGUUGAGUAACCAGAGAAAUCCAGAGUCAUUGUGGCCAAGUCUUUUGAUGACUCUGUUACUACCAUCGACAUGCUCUAUAACCUUUUUAGUAUCUAUGGAAACAUAGACAAAAUGGUAUAUUAGAAGGACAAAUCCACCUUGUUGGUUGAAUACCAUCUCUAAAAAUGUGCUGAUCAAUGUAUGGAGAAGUUGAAUAAUGUUGUAUUCCAAGGCCAAACUCUUUAAAUUACCUAUUCAAUUCUGUAAGAAAUAACAUUCUUAGAUGAACUAGAAGAAUUGGGAUUGGUCGAAAAGACUUUCUAUGAAGAAAGAUUCAUUGGAUCUGAAGCCACUAAUAGAUAUAAACCAAAAAAUUCCUUUAUUGCUGCUGCACCCAAUGAUACUAUCUUUCUGAUGAAUUUAUCAAAUGAAUUACUCAACAUUGAAAGUCUACAACCCCUUAUAGAAACUGAUAUUGUUGAAUAUAAAUUUUAUGAGGACCCAAAGUAAAAACAUAGCUGUGCCUUAAAAUUCAAAACUGUUGAAGAUGCUAUGUAUUUCUUAGCUAAAAAUCAUGGCAAAGUAAUGGCUGAUAGAAAAAUCUUAAUGACUUUUUCCAAAAAGCCUAUGUGAUUCAAUUUUUAUAUAAUUAUUAAUUUAAACACCUGCUCAAA